AUGGUGCGCAACGUGGACGACCUGGACUUCUGCCUGUCCUCCCAUCCUCAGAGCAUCCUGGAGGGCUUGCGCUCCCUCUGCUCUCACCCCAAGCUGGUCGACGUGACGCUGAGCGCGGGCGGCCGCGACUUCCCCUGCCACCGCAGCGUGCUGGCCCUCUGCAGCGCGUACUUCCGCAGCAUGUUCUCGGGGGACUUUGUGGAGAGCAUCGCGGCGCGCGUGGACCUCGGCGACGUCGACCCGGACAUACUCGGCUGCCUGCUGGACUUUGCGUACACGGGCAAGCUGACCAUCAACCAGGGCAACGUGGAGGGGCUGAUCUGCACGUCCAGCCGGCUGCAGUUCCAGACGGUGAGGACCGUGUGCAGCCGCUACCUCCAGCACCAGAUCGACGCGACCAACUGCCUUGGGAUCCUGGAGUUCGGGGCCAUCCACGGCUGCCCCGAGGUGAUGGCCAAAGCGUGGGCCUUCCUCUUGGAGAACUUCGAGGCAGUGCAGCAAGGGGAGGAGUUUCUGCUGUUGGGACGGGAGAGGUUGGUUGCGUGCCUGUCCGACGAAGGGCUACAGAUCCGGACAGAGUGCACCCGCGUGGAGGCCAUCCUGAAAUGGGUCCGGCACCACAGUGAGUCUCGGCUCGGCCACCUCCCCGAGCUCCUCGCCUUGUCCCGGAUCCCUCUACUUGGCCUGGACUACCUGGCUGACACCCUGCUGAAGGACAGUCUGGUGCAGGCCUCUCCCAGCUGCAGAGAGGCGGUGGAAAAAAUUCACAGAGAGAAGAUGGAUUUGGCACCGGAAUACACGGACAGACUCGACUCCCUGAGUCCGCAACCGAACCUGCAAGAGGUGCUGUUGGUAAUGGGAGGUCGCUCACUGGAUGACUCGGACGGUGAGGACGAUGAGGAUGAAGAGGACAGAGACCCAAGACUGGUGCACAGGAACUGUGCCUUCUACAACACAAAGACAAAACUGUGGCAUGAGCUCCCGAAUUUCCCCAACCCCAACAAGUGGGGUUACGCCCUGGUCUCCCUGAACAAUGACGUGUACGUCACAGGGGGCUCGCGAGGCUCCAAUACCAACACCUGGUCCACCACAGAGACCUGGAAGUACAUCACAAGAGAGGGGAGGUGGGUCACCGUGGCACCCAUGCUCCUGCCGCGCACCAACCACACGUCGGCGACGCUCAACGGCGAAAUUUACGUCAUUGGAGGGACAACGUCGAACCGCGUUGAGGUGGAGCACUACGACCCGUACAACGACACCUGGACCUUGACGUGCCCCGCCUUGAAAUACGUGACUAAUUUCACGGCCACAGCGUGUCACGGGAAGCUCUACGUGAUCGGCUCGUGCGCUGUGAAGUAUAACGCUUUGGCCAUGCAGUGUUACAACCCUGUUAUAGAUAGCUGGAUCAACAUAUGUUCACCCUUCAUCCCUAAGUAUCUGUCCUCUCCUCGUUCUGUCUGUGUGGGUGGCACUAUAUAUCUGGUUGCUGACAACACUAAGAAAGUCUUCUCUUAUGAUCCAGAGGCAAACAUGUGGCAGAAGGUCCAGCUUCUUCACAUGCUCCAUGAGAAUGGCGGCCUGGUAACGCUGGAUGGCAAGCUGUUUGUCACCGGGGGUCACUGGAAAGGCAUGGAGGGGGACUACGGGGUGGAAGUGGAGGUUUACAACGUAGCGGCCGACACCUGGGAGGUGGAGUCCUUCCUGCCGAGACUUUGGUUCUACAGUGGGGUCUGCACCAUCUUCCUCGACCCAUCCCAGUGGCCCCAGCUUUUCUCCCUCGAUUCAACAUAAUGUCCUCCUGUCCUGAUGGGACUAAACUCAGGGUCGAGGAGUUCGCAGAGACAUG
Cyclopterus lumpus (lumpfish) is the source of this 1846-nucleotide messenger RNA. RefSeq names its product kelch-like family member 30 (gene klhl30). The record is from RefSeq and is a predicted model, not a curated record. NCBI's taxonomy places the organism in Eukaryota, Metazoa, Chordata, Actinopteri, Perciformes, Cyclopteridae. The transcript has 7 exons. The coding region runs from base 1 to 1791 and encodes 596 amino acids. Gene Ontology annotation, molecular function: protein binding.